UUAGAAUUUCAUGAACGGCCUGCUUUCUAUUCGCGCAAUCUCUCUAGGGUUUUCUUCGGGUCGUCUCGCGCCAUUAUUGCCGUGCACUGUAAACGGAUCGAUCGGUUGAUUUUCCGAUAGAUGGCCGGCACCGGAAUGCACCCGUACCACCAGCAAUGGGCUCCAGCUCCGGCUCCCGCUGCAGCGCCACCUCCUCCGCCGCCGCACGUUCCUCAAAUGCCUCUUAAUGACCCUAAUCGUCCCCCUAACGACGAGGUGCGUACGAUUUUCAUCUCCGGGCUGCCGGAGGACGUGAAGGAGAGAGAACUCCAGAACCUUCUUAGGUGGCUACCGGGUUACGAAGCAUCUCAGGUCAACUUUAAAGGCGAACACCCCAUGGGGUUUGCUCUUUUUUCCACUCCUCAGUUCGCCAUUGCUGCCAAGGAUGCCCUUCAGGACAUGGUUUUUGAUGCGGAGUCUAAAUCUGUGCUGCAUACUGAGAUGGCCAAAAAGAACCUUUUUGUUAAAAGAGGAAUUGUUGCUGAUUCAAAUGCUUAUGACCAGAGCAAACGGAUGCGGACUGGCGGUGAUUAUACACAUACUGGGUACUCUAGUCCCUCCCCUUUUCACCCCCCACCUGCACCAGCUUGGGGGCCACCUGCGUACAUGACUCCACCACCUCAACCAUAUGAUCCAUAUACUGGAUACCAUGUUCCUCCUGUGCCAAUGCCUGUUCCUGCUCCUAUGCCUGCAGCACCAAGCAGCUAUGUGCCUGUCCAGAAUACAAAAGAUAAUCCUCCUUGCAAUACCCUUUUCAUUGGCAAUCUUGGAGAGAACAUAAAUGAGGAAGAGUUGAGGGGCCUGUUCACUGCGCAACCUGGUUAUAAGCAGAUGAAGGUAUUGAGACAGGAAAGGCAUACUGUAUGUUUCAUUGAGUUUGAAGAUAUGCAGAGUGCCACCAAUGUGCACCAUACCUUGCAGGGUGCUGUUAUACCUAGUUCUGGUGCUGUUGGCAUGCGGAUUCAAUAUUCAAAGAAUCCAUUUGGAAAAAGGAAGGAUUUCAAUCACAUUUCCCCUGCUGCAAAUGGAGCUCCACCACCUAUGACCUACCAGUAGCUGGAAGGGGAUGUAUUCUGUUCUCUAUGCUCUGACAAAUACAAAUCCUUAAAUGAUAGGAUGCAUCAUGGACAGCUGUUGCAUGCAUCCAUGUAAUCAUCAAGUCAUCAGCAUUAGCAUCUCUUCUCAUGUGAAUGAAUGCAAACUGUUGCAUCAUGAGCAUAUUCUUGGACCAUCUUAUAGUUUACCCAGGGCAUGCAUUUGAGGCAGUGGCAUGGCAAGAAAAGCUAACUUCAUUGGGUUCAUGUUUUUGCGACAUAUUAAAUUAAGGGUGCAUGUAAUUUUAGUGUAGAAAUUAUGUGAUUUGACUUUGCACUAUGCCAUAUUUACCUAAGAUGUCAUUAAUGCUUCCUUUGUUAGAUGUAUUGAUGUCUUUCAUAUCAUUUUUAUUGUCCAUUUUUAGUUUAGUUAGGCAACUAGCAAACAUGCCAUUCCACAAAGCUUGAUCCUACAGCAAUGUCAUUAACAUAUCAUGGUACUAAUUGACUAGAAACCUAUAUCAUGAUCUUGUUUACCAUUAGAAUUAUCAUUAUCAUACUAUUUCUAUCAUGAUUAAUGGGAAAGUUAUCAUAUACAUCAUGAUCAUGAUUAGCUAUUAUCUAGAAACCUACAUCAUGGUCAUGAUUACCAAUGGAGAUCAUACAUUUCUACCAUCAUAGGUUCAUUAUAGUUUGGGUCCAUUAACACCCCCCAUCCAUUCAAUCUUAUAGAACACCCGCGUCCAGGUCUUCAAAGAAUCUUCGAAAAUCCAGUCCAUGUUCAUUUUUGCAGGGACUUUUUACAAACUAAAGCAACCUCUAUCCAAGUCAGGGAUGCAAAGUCUUCUGUCAGGUAUAUUAAAUUUCUUUAGAUGAUGGAAUUUUGGUGGAAUGUAGCAUUUUGACUUGGAGCUCUUUAAAACUUGUGUGUCUUUGGGAGUUUUCAUUUUUUAUUUUUAUUUUGAGACUGAAUUGCUCUGAUCUCUUUGAUACUUCUUACUUUCUACUGAUUUUAAUUAUAUUGCAAGACAUGACUGGAACUGAAUUUUGGACUAGUAUGCACUGUUGUGUUCAUAACAGGUUCAGGAAAUUUGACGUGCCAACCUAUAAGUUGCCAAUGGGUGCUUUGUGUUUGAAUUAGGUCAGUUAGAAUGUAGUAGUGAAAAUUUGUAUGCUUUUAGCUUUCCACACUAGUAGUAGUAGUUAUGGGCUAAAUUUUUGUGAGGGACUACAGCUCAAAUGUAUUUUUACCUGCUUUUAUAAUUUUUAUAUUUAUUAUUACAUUACUAAUGAA
Ipomoea triloba (trilobed morning glory) is the source of this 2367-nucleotide messenger RNA. RefSeq names its product RNA-binding protein with multiple splicing 2. The record is from RefSeq and is a predicted model, not a curated record. The coding region runs from base 121 to 1095 and encodes 324 amino acids. The transcript has 9 exons. Gene Ontology annotation, molecular function: mRNA binding. Lineage: Eukaryota; Viridiplantae; Streptophyta; Magnoliopsida; Solanales; Convolvulaceae.